Messenger RNA from Danio aesculapii, 5623 nucleotides. It is a transcript of the gene armc1, whose product is annotated as armadillo repeat containing 1. The coding region runs from base 266 to 1093 and encodes 275 amino acids. The record is from RefSeq and is a predicted model, not a curated record. The transcript is spliced from 7 exons. Gene Ontology annotation, molecular function: metal ion binding. Lineage: Eukaryota; Metazoa; Chordata; Actinopteri; Cypriniformes; Danionidae.
UCUAAAUCCAGGAAGUGUUACACGGUCUGCUAAAAAAGCUCCGCGUAUAAUGGCCAAAUAAACCUAACCAGAACAGCUGGUCACACAGAAUUUUAACUUCGUUUACUGUCGUCCUCACACCCAGUCUGGUUUCCGUCAGCAGUUGGUUUGUCGGCGGUUUGAGUCCAGCAACCGGACAGGAAUCAUCCGAAGCAAGGAGCGUCCUGGGCGUGUUUGCUCUUGGAGCGGUGUGUUUUCUGUGCAUGGCCCUUGGAGUGGGAGCAGCAUGAGCGGGGAGCCUGAUGCCUUGGCUGUGGUGAAUCAGCUGAGGGACUUAGCUGCCGACCCCCUCAACAGGAGAGUUAUAGUUGAAGAUCAGGGCUGCUUCUCCGGCCUCAUCCUCUUUCUCGACCAUCCCAAUCCUCAAGUCGUCUACUCCGCACUCUUGGCGGUGCGUUACCUGGCAGAAUGCCGUGCCAACCGGGAGAAGAUGAAGGGCGAGCUGGGAAUGAUGCUGAGCCUGCAGAACGUCAUGCAGAAAGGCACGUCUCCAGGAGAAACCAAGCUGCUGGCCUCUGAGAUCUACGAGAUCCUGCAGAACUCCAAUAGUGCAGAGGCUGAACAAGCAGAAGCCGGAGCCUCCUGCAGAAGAAAAGCCCAGUUUUUCCUGGGUGCAACCAACAAACGGGCCAAAACGGUGGUGCUUCAAAUCGACGGGCUUGAUGAUUCGUCUCGGAGGAGUCUUUGUGAGGAGGCUCUGCUGAAGAUUAAAGGAGUCAUCAGUUUUACCUUUCAGAUGGCUGUGAAGAGAUGCGUGGUCAGAAUUCGCUCAGACCUGAAGGCAGAGGCCUUGGGAACUGCUAUAGCUUCAACCAAAGUCAUGAAGGCACAGCAGGUUGUGAAAGGGGAAGAUGGAGCAGAGCUUGUAAUCCCAUUCCAGGAGGACUCAGAUGUGGUUGUGGAGCAGAAUCUGAAUUUGCCAGAUUAUCUGCCGGAGGACGAGAGCCCGUCUCAGGAGCAGCACAAGGCAGUGACGCGCCUGGGCUCCGUGCAGGAUGGCGUGAGCUGGCUAAACACAGCCGCUAAUUUCCUGUCCCGCUCGUUUUACUGGUGACCCCACGGCUCCCGCAUGACCCGCUCAUUUUACAACCCUGCCUCCACGCGCAAGACUGCCGAGUGCAUCUCGCAAUAAACUUACAACACUGUUCCAACUUCACAAAAAAACGCCACGAGCGGCGGCAGUAAACGGUACACGAUCAAACCUGCUCCUGAAACUCGCAUUUAGCGCUGCAUACAAACUACACCAGACACUAAAACCAGAGAGCAGCCGGGAGACGUUCACAGAAAGUAUUUUGUGUCUAUUUGCUCUCUCCUACUCACCGUAUUUGUUUGUUUGUUUGCUUGUUUGGUCAGGAGAAGGUUCUCGAAAGAUCUGCGUUUGUUGACACUAAACGGGUUUCGCCGCUGGGUCGACGUUUUCUAAAUUUCUACGAUUUUUUGGGGUGCUUUCGGAUGUGUUCUAACACUUCAUCUCAGCUUUCUUGUACAUUUUAUACAACAUUUCUUUUUUUUCUUUCCCAAAAGCCUUUGAUAUCCUAAUAUUACUUUAUUAAUUCAUCUUUUCAAAGCAUGAUGCCUAUUUUCUUUUUUUCUUUUUUUUUUUUUUGAGAACCACGUUCCUUCUGUGUGUGCCUUUAUAUAUUACGUAGCUUGUUUUCUUGGUUUUAAAUGAUCUUCAUCUGCUUCGACUGAAGACAUGAGUUUUAGGUUUGAAAUGUGUUGAUGAUGGAUCAGGGAAAUUAUUCCAUAUGAUAAAUCGUUCACGCUCCAGCACUGGCUGGUGUGCGAUUAAUAUUAAUUUGAUAAAUAAAUAACGGUUUGAUGCCUCCAGAUAAGUGAGGCGACCAUGGAAUAGCUGUUACUUUGUGUGUAGUACCAACCUGUUUUUGUUACAGCAUGUGCCAAACACCAGAUAACCUUCUUCAUGCUGUUGAAAAAUAGCUUGAAUCCUUUAGGAAUUGAUAUUGUUAGCUUUUUUGUACCUUCCUUAACGUGAUAGUUCACCCCUAAAUUAAAAUUGUGUUUAAUUUACUCACCCUCAGCCUAAGAUGUAUGCCAUUUCAAUGAAAAUCAAUUGGAGACUAAAAAAAAGAGGGUAACACUUUAUUUUGAUGGUCCAUUUGAGUAUUAGUAGACUGUCUGCUUGAUAUCUGCUGAUACUGCUUCUUCAACAGACAUUUAACUGACUAUAAGAAACUUUGUAAGUACAUGUCAACUUACACUAACCCCAACCCCAACCUAACAGUCUACUUGUAAUCUAUUGAGAAUUAGUUGGCAUAUUGAUGCAAUGCAACUUAAAUUGAACAAAUGGACCAUCAAAAUAAAGUGGGACCAAAAAAGGAUGCUAAAUGCAAGUCAAUGGCUACCAGCAAUCAACUUUGAGAGUUAAAAAAACACAUAAAGGAAACCUCAAAUUAUUACCUGAGUCUCCUGAUAACAUAUUAGGAUCUGAAGGGGUCGUAUAUAUGGUGACUGAGAGAGCUCAAAACUCACUGCAAUUUUAAGAAAAUUGAUUAACAAACAUCAUAAUCAGUUUGACAACACACGUGUGCACAAAUUCUCUUAUGUACUUAUGCAAGUACAAAAAUGCACUGCAAGUUAGGAAAACACUAGAAAACGUCAUCGAUUUGACAACACGCACACACAAAUUUAAUAUAUUUUAGUUCCGAGAGUUACUCCUGCUAACAUGACAUUAAAAUAACAUUUCAGUUAAUAUUAUGCAAUUCAUCAGAUUAUUUGGUCGAAGAAAAAUACAAACAACAAUAAACCAGGAAAAAUACACAUUAAUACACGCAUUAAAAUACACAGAUUUUGUAGUCAGUCUGACAAUACUGCUGACUCUAAAUAGCAGCCGAAUUCGUCAAUUUUUGCUGUCCCCUGACACAUUUCUGUAUUUCAAUAUUUUUAUUGUGUUUUUUCCAGAUAAUACAAACACAUAAAUGUAUAUGACAAAUAGAAAUCCUAUCAGCAAAGAGAUGACAUCAAAUAUACAGCAACAACAAAAACUAGAAAACUGUAGAACUCUUAAAUCAAACUUAAACUUUUCUACCCCCUUCUAAGCACGAUUCCUUCCAUCUCCCACCCCUCCCUAUUUCCUGAGGCUUUCAGUAAGUAUUCAAAGAUGAAUCAAGAUGCAGAUAAAUAAAUAAUAAACCAAUUAAAAAAUAAAUAUAUAAAUAAAUAAAUAAAUAAUAAGAAGAAAUAAAAAAUAUGGGUAAAUAUAGUAGAAGAAAAUGUCCCCGACACAUUUCUAUUUCGGUCUGCACUAUUUGCAGUGCGCUUUUCUAUUUGCAGGUGUUGUGAGAAGUUGCGGGCACAUGUAGAUGUUUUCUCAAAUUGUUAGUGUUUUUCUGUUUGCUUUUGUUAAAUUGCUGCACAUUUGAGGUUCUCUUGGCUCCCUAUCUGUGACACUGAACAUUUACAACAUUAUUACCUUUAAUCCACAGCCUCUAAAAAUGAUCCCGUGUACAUUUACAGCCUAGUCUAGAGUUCCUGUCACAUACAUUUUUUUGAUGGUCCCUAUUGCACAUUUUGUUGACUAAAAGUGCCAUGCCAAUUACUUGGCAUUAUCUGUUGAUACUGCUCCUUCAACAGACAUUUAACUGACUAUAAGAAACUUUGCAAGUCAAUUUACACUAACCCCAACCCCAAGUCUACUAAUAAUCUGUUGAGAAUUAGUUGGCAUGUAGAUGCAAUUUAACUUAAAUUUAACUAAAUGCGUUUAAGAGACCAUCAAAAUAAAGUGAUACCCAAUUUUUUUAAAUAGCCGUAUUUUUAAAAUUGCCGUAUUCAGUAUAAGCACAACCACCAUUUUGCCACCUCCAUUAUAAACGGCUCCAGACUAAUAAAGACACUUAAGACAAUUUGAUUAGACUUGGCACUAAAGUUAAUAAUUUUUAAAAUAGUUUUGUUCAUUCACAGACUCACCAUUUUGAUUCAUAAGUAUUUGUUUUAUUUUCUUUUGUGCUUCUUUGGCUCUCAAAUCUCUCAAAAAGAUUUUUUUUUCUGAUUUCUAGUCCAAAUAUCUUAAAUUCUUAAAGCAAGAACAAAACAUAUAGUCUUCUUUUAGGAAAUAAAAUGUUAAAAUUAAGAGUUUUUCCUUAAAACAAGCAAAAUAAUCUCAUGUCAAAAGGCAAAACAAGAUAAUUUUGCUUGGUUUUGCAAAAAACUGACUUAAUUUUGCCAGAUUAUAUCUUAAAACAAGACAAUGCUUUGCUUGUCUAGAAUAUGCUUCUUGAUUUAAGAAUUUUUAAAAAACUAUUUUGUCUUGAUUCUAGUCCAAAUGUCUGAAUAAGAAAAGCAUUUUUGCAGUGCUGGUCGACUUGAAUUUUAUGUAUCGCCAAGCAUCACAGUUUCAGCUUAAAAUCUUCAACGAAAAAUUGAUUUCUGCAAAAUUGUUGCAAACAAUUUAAGUGUGUUGAAUAUAAACCAACAAAUUAAAUCAAGCGAUGUUCAGUCCAAAUAAAUUGUUUGCAAACACUUUAAUUUUGUAAUGAAUUAGUAAACCCAAGGAAUCAUCUUUGAAUCAUUUUUUCAGUGUUCUUUAUUGUUCUACUCAAGGACAAAAUGUCAUCUGAGGGUGUAUAAAUUCACAGCAAAUUUUCCUUUUAUAGAAGAGAAGAAUAGAAUCCAAACUAAUUUCCUUUUAUCACAUGCUUACUAUUUACCUACAUUCUCUCUUCUGUGUAUUCCUGAACACCAUUAAUCUAAAUGUUUUGUUCAGGGCCUUUCAUAUAUUACUUUUAUUUUUGAUGAUUUUUCGUUAAGUGUGGGAUUCACCUGCUAGCCAAAUGCAUGAUCGGGUCUGUUUUUGGCCUGAAAUAUGCCUGCCACAAGUCAAAUGUGCAUGAACGUCACCUUUCACCUCUUCCUCUGAGAUCUCCCUGACCAACGGUGUCUUUUUUUAAAUUUUAUUUUUAUUUUUUUAACAGUUUAGAUGAUCGACUGACCUCACAUAUCACAUUCUGGAUGCUCAGGGAUGUGUGUGUGUGUGUGUGUGUUUCCCGAAACUGAUGGUCUUGAUGGUGUACGUCACAGUAUGUGAUUUAAUUCAAAAGGAGACCUGCACACGUCGAUCAUAUAUAAACUAGUAAACGUCCUUUUACUAAAUCCUGUUUCAUUUCUCACAUUAUUAUUUUUAUCAUGCUGGAAAACAUGGGUCAUUGUAAAGCAUCAGUGUUUGUAUUCUUUUUUUCUCAUAUUUGACUAUUUAAUCAAUGCUUUAAGACUGUUUUUUUAAAGAAAACGUUCACAUUAAAUGUACUAAAAUUGAAUCACCAUACACAGUGGCGAGCUUCGUGCAAGAUGAGGCCAUCAGUGUUAUAUUUAUGAACAAAAUCUAAAGGUUUUCAGUCAUUAAAAUUUUUUUUCUCCUCUUUUUCUGUACAUUUACCCUUCCUAGAAGCGUUUUAAGCUACUGUUCACUGUUAAGAACGCAAAGUCAGAGCCCACGGCGAGUGGUAGAUUUUAGUAGCUUCUCAUGUACAGUGCAUAUUCGCUGUUAUAUACGAAGAGUUUUAGGACAUUCGAUUCUUGGCUGUUCACAGUAAUGACAAGGAUUAUUAAAUACAGAAAAUAAAUGUCA